Messenger RNA from Fimicolochytrium jonesii, 1562 nucleotides. RefSeq lists its product as uncharacterized. The transcript is spliced from 4 exons. NCBI's taxonomy places the organism in Eukaryota, Fungi, Chytridiomycota, Chytridiomycetes, Spizellomycetales, Powellomycetaceae. The coding region runs from base 455 to 1411 and encodes 318 amino acids. The record is from RefSeq and is a predicted model, not a curated record. Gene Ontology annotation, molecular function: protein binding.
ACCGCAGUACCUCCUGGUAUUGAGUGCUCAUUUGACCUCGAAGCGGGGUAGGCGGAGCUACUGCGUCCAGAUGUGAGAUACCACCACGACGUUUCAGGCUCGAACGCCGUGAAUACAGGUGGCUCCGACUCCAACUCGCGGCCAGCUCUCACAUCCUGAUCAGAAACCUCAAACCGUCUUCGCGCUUUCUCAUCGACGCAUACCAACGCCAGCUCCCUGCGCAAAGCAAAAUCAGCCCCGAUGUCUCGCAGGGCCGAGGAUACCCUUUCCUUUUCCUGUUUGAGUCGCACGUCGAGACAACGGGGAUCAUUUGCGGGUAGCAGCGUGAGCUUCAAAGCUUAUGUAACCCAACGCGUCGCCCCUCAUCUUCCCUUUCCCGUUCGCACAUGGCAUCCCGAGUGGGCCUUUCGAUACCAUCAAAGCAACGCCCCAUACGCACACCAACAAGCCAAAAAUGGCCACAGCACCGGCACCCGCCUUCUCCACCACCGCCCAACCAUCAUCAUCAUCAUCAUCAUCCUCAGACCUACCACGCAGCGGGUGCAAAACGACUUCAACAUCACAGCGACGCUCUCCGGCGUACCCGGGAGGGGAUGCACGGGCGGGGACCAAAAGAACGACAGCAUCACCCAACCUACGAGAAGCGGCAGCUGUCAGUCCUCCCCACGCCAAAGAGCCCAAAUCAAAUCGCGCACACGGAACGGGAGAUGUGCGGAUAGAAGGGCACGGCGGAGCGCAUUCAGCGGAGGAGGAGGAGGAGGAAGGCGGGUUUGAUGAGCGGCCGAAGACGGGCGGGCUGGAACCGAACGUGCUGGAGAUGUUGAGGGAUAUCAGCGCGUAUAUUUCUUGUGCUAGUAGGUUUUUCCCACCGUGCGUUCACGCCGGAGCGCCGGUGUAUUCUGGACUCAUAGUUCGAUUCCUUUCUCAUGUAUAUGAUGCAGACACGGCAACGGUAACGCAAUGGGUAUCCGAGGAACGUAGCCUCAUAACCCCAAACGCCCAACCCCCCGCGACCCUGUCCGCCGGCUCGCGCUUCACACAGAUCCGGGGUCCCCGCGCCGCCUCCACGUCCCCAGACUCCAAUGGGAGGAACAAUGCAGCUGGGGGUGCCGCCGACAGUGCAUGGGCGGAAUGGACGCUGGAAGCAGUCUGCAAGUGGCUUGAAGGCAGCGGGUUCGGGGAGGAGGAGGAGAAGGACUUGAUACAGCGGUUUGCGGACCACGCAAUAACAGGGCCCCUCCUCUCAGCCCUCAGCAGCGACAGCCUGCAAGCCAUGGGCCUGAAGUCAAUCGGGCGGCGGACGAAAUUGUUGGAAAGGAUUCGUGUGCUUACUUCUGAGGAUAUACCUAGCGCCACUAUCGCGGGUGCUGAUGGGACGGGGACGGGUGCGCGGGAGGGGGACGAGAGUUGAGAGCUUGCAUACCGUGGCGGGUGGGGAGAUGACACUGGCUGCGCACAUCAUACGAAUCGGACAGUGCGGCCCUGUUGAUCGGGGUCUUUUCCGAUCUCUGUACAGAUUUAUGAGGGGCUUUGCGGGAUGAUAUAUACCCCCACGCUCUUUC